UAAUAUUGCAAACUUAAAUAUUAGAGAAAAAAUUCAUCGAAAUAUGACAAACGUGUUGAAAUUCAUAUUGAAACUGAAAUGUCGAUAAUUUCUAAAAAAAUUAUGUAGAAAUUGUUAAUACAACAACAUUUUGAUGUCUUGGUUAGCUGACCUAGCUGGAAAGGCAGAAUCUCUGCUUGAGAAGGUUGAUCAAACAGCUGCAAAUGCACUUCACGCUGAUAAGGGUGCCGGUAGCAAUUCUGGGCCUUCAAAAUUUCCUACUUCAUCAUUUCAUUCGGAGACCUCUACUCUUGAAAGGGUUUCAAAAACUCAUCUAAAUCAUGGAAAGAAUGUGUCAAGCAGUAUUAUUAAUCAUUAUAUAGGUCGACCUCCAUCACCAAACCCAAAGACUAGUUCCCAACCUUCUCGGGUGUCUUCGCAAUCAGACAUAAGUCGUCAUACAAGUGACGACCAACUUUUUGAGUUUCUCAACAGUGGAAAGGACAAAAAGUUAGCUUCAAACAGACUUCAUCCAACUCCACCUCUUGAAACAUCUUCUCCUAAGUUACCAAAGCUUAAUAAUUUGGUCUUUGAACAUAAGAAACAAACAAAUUUGACGUCAUCAGAAAGUGAAAGUGACGAAUCGUCGGUUGAUGUUAUUGAAUCAAGUCAACAAGAAAGUAAUGACAAAAUUGUUGCAUCUAAAUCAUCCAAUUUGGAGACCAUAUCCAGUACAGAAACAAAGGCUAGCAAUGAGAGGACGGCAGAGCGUCCAGUUAGCGUGUCGAACUUGGAACUAGAAAAUCAGCUUUUGCGCAAAGAAGUAGAAUCAUUAAACGAGGAAUUAUUAUCGCUUGCGAAACGUUGUAAGGAUGCACAAGAAAGAUUAGAGAAUGCCAAGAAAGAUAGUGGGAGAAUAAAUGAACAAUUGAAGAAAGAAGAGACAUUAUUGCGAGAAUAUCAGUCACGAGAAGAUGAUUUGAGAGAGGUGCUAACGGCGAAGGAUUCUCAAUUGGCAGUGUUAAGAAUUCGAAUUCAGGAGAGCGAUCAAGAGUUGCAAGAAACUAAAGCAAAAUUAACGAAAUUUCAAAACGAGAAUGAAAGAAUUCUCCGAGAUCACAACGACUCCAGUGGUGUUCAAAACCAAGUUCUUGAAGAUUUAAAAACACAACUACAGGAUGCUAAGCUUGCAUUGAAACAUGAACAAGAAAUUCAUCAACAGUCAAUGACUGAAAGUUUGGAGCGUCAAGCUAAACUCGAGGAUGAGCAGAGAUCUUUGGCGGAAACAUUGAAAUCAUUACAAAAAAAUGUUGUCGAUGAAAAAGGAAAUGCAAAUGACUACAUGAACAAACUAGGGAUCUGCGAAAACAAGCUGUCGAGCGCCAACCAUGAAUUUCGUGAUUACAAGGAAAAGGCUGGAAGGAUUCUUCAAGCCAAGGAGAAGGUUAUUGCAAGCUUGAAGGAAGGAAAAAGUUUGCUUGGGGUUAGUUCUGGGAUUACAAAUGCUGAAUUUGAAGCAGUGUGUCAAGAAAGAGACGUUUUACGCGAUGAGUUACAUCAAGUAAAGUAUAAUAUGGAACAGAUGAAAGUUGACAUUCAGGAAAUGGAGCAGCAACUACAGACUGACAGUGAAACUGCUCAAGAACAAUUAAAUCAUUUACAGUCUUUGUUGGAUGAUGAGAAGCGUUUCAAAGAAGACGCAAACCAUGACGUUUUAAGAAUAAGGGGGGAACUACAAGCUGUAAGUGACGAUCAUUACAGACAGAAAACAGCGUUGAUAACACAAAUUAAAGGAAAAGAAAGUGAAAUCGAGAAGCUCAAAAAUCAACUACUAGCUAAAUCCUACGCGACUACGACAGAAGAAGAAUUGGAGAAGCGUGUUCGAGCUCUUACUGAGAAUCUUAUUGAAAAACAAACUGUCAUCGAGGCGUUGAGUACAGAAAAAAGUUCUCUUGUGCUACAACUGGAACGACUAGAGAUAAAGUAUAAUGAUAUACAACGUACGAGCAGCUCCAAAAUCAACGUGAUGACGACACUUGAAGAGAAUGAUGGUGGACGUGUACGUCCAAUUACGUCUUUAAUGCCUUCACGAAUUAGCGAAUCGGAGAACGUAAACAAAGCUGUGAAUGAAAUAGAUAAAUUUAGUAUACGACUUGGUGUUUUCGUACGUCGCUAUCCUGUUGCAAGACUAAUGUUGAUUGUAUAUAUGAUACUUUUGCAUAUAUGGGUGUUCAUUGUUUUAUUGACAUACCAACCAGAGAUUCAUCCAGUAAAGAAUAUCGAACAGAUUCAUCCUCACGCGCCCCAAGGAUGAUAUUUAAUUGUAUCCUUUUCUUUACUUAAAAUGGACGGUUAGCGGGCGAAUUUUAGUUAAAAGCCAAAUGAUAAAAUAAUGAUAUAUUUAUAUAUAUAAAGGCACAGGCAUGCAUUUGGUUUUUUCCUUUUCAAGUCGUUUGUAAUGUUAUAGAAAUUCUGAAUAAUACACAUUAUAGACAAACGAAUGCGAAAGAAAAA
Xenia sp. Carnegie-2017 is the source of this 2493-nucleotide messenger RNA. RefSeq names its product golgin subfamily A member 5-like. The transcript is spliced from 16 exons. Lineage: Eukaryota; Metazoa; Cnidaria; Anthozoa; Malacalcyonacea; Xeniidae. Bases 134 to 2293 code for a protein of 719 amino acids. Gene Ontology annotation, biological process: Golgi organization; retrograde transport, vesicle recycling within Golgi. Gene Ontology annotation, cellular component: Golgi cisterna; Golgi membrane. The record is from RefSeq and is a predicted model, not a curated record.